Centropristis striata (black sea bass) is the source of this 2439-nucleotide messenger RNA. It is a transcript of the gene smad9, whose product is annotated as SMAD family member 9. The record is from RefSeq and is a predicted model, not a curated record. Gene Ontology annotation, molecular function: RNA polymerase II cis-regulatory region sequence-specific DNA binding; I-SMAD binding; DNA-binding transcription factor activity, RNA polymerase II-specific. Gene Ontology annotation, biological process: regulation of transcription by RNA polymerase II; BMP signaling pathway; anatomical structure morphogenesis. The transcript has 8 exons. The coding region runs from base 468 to 1871 and encodes 467 amino acids. Lineage: Eukaryota; Metazoa; Chordata; Actinopteri; Perciformes; Serranidae. Gene Ontology annotation, cellular component: heteromeric SMAD protein complex.
CACACACACACACACAAACAGACACACACACACACACCUUCACCGUUCCAGUGUGUUUGGAGCGGCUACAGACAGGGAAGUCUCCACACACACAGUCCUGUCUGCGCUGCACUUGUUAUCACAACAGAGAUGAUUGAAACUUGACCUGGAUUUGUGACUGUGUGAGGAAUAACCUUCCCUGCAGGAGGCUUCCAGUCCCUAGCUGCCGGAUCCUUCUGUGCCAGCACAAGAGAGGGGAUUUAGAGUUUGCGCUGCACUGGAGAAGGGGGGUUCAACUCUUCAACUCCACGGAAGUAACAGCGGAAUACAAGAAACCAGCUCGUGUUUACUCAGACUCACCACGCCACCUCUUUCAUCCUCUCUCCUGGCCUCGCUUCUCAUUAUUUGCCUCCUGAUUCCUGUCCUCAGGGGAACUUUUAUCCCUUUAACAGCUCUCCAUCACCUCAUCUGGCCAUCGUCUCAUAAUAAUGAACUCCUCCGCCUCCAUCACGUCCCUCUUCUCCUUCACCAGCCCGGCGGUGAAGCGCCUGCUGGGCUGGAAACAAGGGGAUGAGGAGGAGAAGUGGGCGGAGAAGGCAGUGGACUCUCUGGUGAAGAAGCUAAAGAAAAAGAAAGGGGCCAUGGAGGAGCUGGAGAGGGCUCUGAGCUGCCCUGGGCAGCCCAGUAAGUGUGUGACGAUCCCUCGCUCCCUGGACGGGCGGCUGCAGGUGUCCCACAGGAAGGGUCUGCCCCACGUCAUCUACUGCCGGGUGUGGCGCUGGCCAGACCUGCAGUCCCACCACGAGCUGAAAGCCCUGGAGUGCUGCGAGUUCCCUUUUGGCUCCAAGCAGAAGGACAUCUGUGUCAACCCGUACCACUACAGGCGUGUGGAGACUCCAGUGCUUCCUCCGGUUCUGGUUCCACGCCACAGCGAGUUCAACCCUCAGCACAGUUUACUGGCCAAGUUCAGGAACGCCUCGCUGCACAACGAGCCGCUGAUGCCCCAGAACGCCACCUACCCCGACUCCUUCCCCGCGCUGCCCUGCUCCUCUUUCUCCUCCUCCCCCUCCUCCUCCCUCACCCAGUCUCCCACCUCACAGAGUUACCCCAACUCCCCCAACAGCUCAGCAGAGCCUGGCAGCCCGUACCACAUCACAGCUGAGACUCCUCCACCUCCCUACAGCAUCAUGGAGACGAGCCUCCAGGAGGACGUGAAGCCCAGCAACUCCACAGAAACCAUCAAACUCACAUUUUCUGCCCCGCACAGAGAUCUACGGCCCGUGUGCUACGAGGAACCGGAGUACUGGUGUUCCGUAGCGUACUACGAGCUCAACAACCGGGUGGGAGAGACGUUCCACGCCUCGUCACGCAGCGUCCUGGUGGACGGAUUCACCGACCCGUCCAACAACAAGAACCGGUUCUGCCUCGGACUGCUGUCCAACGUCAACCGCAACUCCACCAUAGAACACACACGCAGGCACAUAGGAAAAGGUCUCCACCUGUACUAUGUGGGCGGGGAGGUGUAUGCAGAGUGUCUGAGCGACAGCAGCAUCUUCGUCCAGAGUCGUAACUGUAACUUCCAGCACGGUUUCCACGCCACCACCGUCUGCAAGAUCCCCAGCGGCUGCAGCCUCAAGAUCUUCAACAACCAGCUGUUUGCGCAGCUGCUGGCUCAGUCCGUCAACCACGGCUUCGAGGUCGUCUACGAGCUCACCAAGAUGUGCACCAUCCGCAUGAGCUUCGUCAAGGGCUGGGGAGCUGAAUACCACCGUCAGGAUGUGACCAGCACCCCCUGCUGGAUCGAGGUACACCUGCACGGGCCCCUGCAGUGGCUGGACAAGGUGCUGACACAGAUGGGCUCCCCACACAACCCCAUCUCUUCAGUGUCCUAACAUGGACACAUGCAUGUUGGUGCUUUACAGGUAGUCGUAGGUUCUGUUUGUCUGGUUUCCUGUUUGAUCCUUCUCGUCAUCUCAAACAAUAUGCUAGCCACAUCAUGACUCAUAAGUGAAACAUGCAAGUGAGUGAAUUUCAUUUAGCUCAUAUCCCGACGUGAACUGCACUCCAAUACAAGAAAAAAUGGGAUAUAUUUAUAGGUACUCAAAGGCUUUUACAUGUUGUAAAUGUAUUCUAUGUACUAUAUUUCCAUGUUUGACUUCAUGUAUGUUUGCUUUUUACUUGUUCCAUUAAAGCUGUUUUCUUUAAGGAUCAAGAUGUUCGUGGACAAAGCACGGACAAAGUCUGGAAAAUUUCUCAAGAUCAACAUCAUCAUUUUAAUUUCAUAUUCACAGCAGAACAUAUACUUCAACUUAAAAACAUAGGAGCAACAUACAGCAGACAACAGAGCUAACGCGACCUAAAUUUAUCCCACCAAACUUAAAUCUUUGUUCCUUUUGUAUACAGUUAAAAUUUACUUUGUUUGUGCAACCGCUUCAGAUAAAUAGGAAUAUAAAAUCUUGU